Periophthalmus magnuspinnatus is the source of this 2357-nucleotide messenger RNA. It is a transcript of the gene etsrp, whose product is annotated as ETS1-related protein. Gene Ontology annotation, biological process: regulation of transcription by RNA polymerase II; cell differentiation. Lineage: Eukaryota; Metazoa; Chordata; Actinopteri; Gobiiformes; Gobiidae. Gene Ontology annotation, cellular component: nucleus. Gene Ontology annotation, molecular function: DNA-binding transcription factor activity, RNA polymerase II-specific; sequence-specific DNA binding. Bases 29 to 1096 code for a protein of 355 amino acids. The transcript is spliced from 8 exons. The record is from RefSeq and is a predicted model, not a curated record.
UCCAGAGCGCACGGACUUUACGCGGGACAUGUACUGGGACACGGCCCUCAAGCCCACAGACAGCAAGAGAAAGAUGGAGGUUUGUCAAAGUGGAUUCUACAGCGAAGAAUACAGGACUCAAGAGGUCCCAGUCGGACUGGACUUCACAGCCUAUGACUUUGGUGGUGAAGAACUGUCUUUUCUGUUAGACCCCAGUAAGUCCGGACCAGAAUCCAGUCUGAACGAGAUCCAGGCCAAACCAAACCAGGUCUACAGCAGCAAAGUGAAUUCGGGCGAUGGACACCUCUAUAACCUGGACGCCUGUCAGGACUUCAGCUGGUGGAGCUCAUAUCCAAACGAGGCUGUGAGUGUGGAGCAGUCCUUCCAGGAUCCAGGAGCGGGCCUGUCGUACCAGAGCCUCGUCCCCCAGAGCAGUCACUUCAGCCCGGCCGCCGAGUGCAGCCAGAGCCCCUACAGCUCCAGCCUCUACAGCUCCAGCCCCUCCAUCGGCUCUGGACAAGGUGUCAGUGAGCAGUCCUACUCAUGUCCGGACUAUUGGCCCGAUUACUCCGCCUCCGCGUCCUCUUUCACCUCUCCUCCUCCCUCUCACCCCUCUCACCCCCCUCACCCUAGCCCCAGUCCUGGGACAGUCCACUCAUACUGCCCUCGUGUGGCCAAGCGCAAAACUGCAUCCACAUCGGCGCACAGAGCAGACAGAGAGGGGCCCAUCACUGCCAUGUCAGCCUAUCCAGGCUCGGGUCCGAUCCAGCUGUGGCAGUUCCUCCUGGAGCUUCUCCUGGACCCCUCAUGUCAAAGCUUCAUCUCCUGGACCGGAGACGGCUGGGAGUUUAAGAUGUCUGACCCCUCUGAGGUGGCCAAGCGCUGGGGUCAGUGCAAGAACAAGCCGAAGAUGAACUAUGAGAAGUUGAGUCGUGGUUUGCGUUACUACUACCACAAAAACAUCAUCCACAAGACGGCCGGGAAACGCUACGUCUACCGCUUUGUGUGCGACGUGCAAGGCAUGCUGGGUAAAACCGCACAGGAAGUGGUCAGCAGCGUCAACAGCCCGGCCCCCACUGUGACAUCAUCGACGUCAGACAGCCACUGGAGCUCGUAGUGACGACGUAAAGGGACUGAGGAGCAGACAGGAGUAUAAGCUAAACAAGGUCUGAAGAAAAGAUAUAGAGGAAAAUGUACUAUUGUGCCAAAGAACUACAGACUGAACCGGGACUACAACCGGACCAGAACUGGACCAGAAAGGAACUUAAACAGGACUAAAUUUGGAACAGGUCAACAACAGAUGUAAACAAAGGCUAAACUUGGAUUUUAAACUGGACUAAAUCAGGAUGAAAAUAAGCAAAAUAAAACCAGGUCUAACUCACAAUGAAACCAGGAUUAAACCAGGUCUAAACCAGGUCUAAACCAGGACUAAACCAGGUCUAAACCAGGUCUAAACCAGGUCUAAACCAGGUCUAAACCAGGACUAAACCAGGUCUAAACCAGGACUAAACCAGGUCUAAACCAGGUCUAAACCAGGUCUAAACCAGGUCUAAACCAGGUCUAACUCACGAUGAAACCAGGCUUAAACCGGGUCUCAAACAGGACUAAAUCAGGACAAAACCAGGUCUAAACCAGGACUAAACCAGGACUAAACCAGGACUAAACCAGGACUAAACCAGGACUAAACCAGGACUAAACCAGGACUAAACCAGGUCUAAAACAAUUCUAAACCAGGUCUAAACUAGGACUAAACCAGAAUUAUCUUGGACUAAACCAGGACUAAGUAGGUAACAACAGAACUAACAGUAGGCAUAAAUAAACCCAUGAUUACAGCAGGGACAAAUAAAACCAGGACAAAACUAGGAUUAAUUUGAACUAGGACAUAAGUGGACUUCAGCUGAACUAUAAACUACCAGAGCUAAACCAAGACUUAAAAUGGACUAAACAUGGACUGAACUUGGACUAGAACUGGGACAAACAAAAUCAGGUCUGACCCAGGACAAAACCAGGAUUAACUUGGACUAAAUUAUGACAUAAAUGGACUUCAGCAGACCUACAGGACCACCAGAGCUAAACCAGGACUAAACUGAGACUGAUUCUGCACCAAACCAGGUCUAAACCAGGACUUAUUCUGAACUAAACCAGGACUAGUAAAAACACUUGAACCUUGUAAUACUCCUGGACUCCACCGGGGGGCGCACACCAGCUUGAGAACCACUCACUUAGACUUCUCAGGGUUAAAGCACUACAUAAAAACUGUCUGUCUCAAAACGUUUUGUAAAUGUGUAAAUAAUUUUGUAGAGUUUUGUGCAUUUAAGUAUGUUUUUGAAUACAAAACUCGGUCUACCUCUGUAUGAGAAGGAUUUACUGUGUCUGCA